This is a messenger RNA of Cryptomeria japonica (Japanese cedar), 3483 nucleotides long. RefSeq names its product replication factor C subunit 1. Gene Ontology annotation, molecular function: DNA binding; DNA clamp loader activity; ATP hydrolysis activity. Gene Ontology annotation, cellular component: nucleus; DNA replication factor C complex. The transcript is spliced from 23 exons. Bases 220 to 3153 code for a protein of 977 amino acids. The record is from RefSeq and is a predicted model, not a curated record. Gene Ontology annotation, biological process: DNA replication; DNA repair. Lineage: Eukaryota; Viridiplantae; Streptophyta; Pinopsida; Cupressales; Cupressaceae.
CAAUUUUACUCAGUUCAAAAUGUAUUUUGCUGUACAUAGUAGCUUCUUACGAACUAUAAGCGUCGCUUAACCUAUUAUCGAGUUUGCCUAAUAAACUCCAUUUAAUUUUGCAGUAUCCUUAGAACACAACCAAGCAGGCGGGAACGAGUUGGGGGUUUUUGUUUCGCAGGCACAAGUUGAGUGGCACGGAAAACCCUUCAAAAUCCAAUAUUUGGACCCAUGUCGGACAUACGCAAAUGGUUCAUGAAACAACCUCACAAAAAUGCUAUGCCUGAUAAGGAGAGACCAAAGCAAACAGAAACUCCAAAACAGGACAAUACCUCAGAAGGAGCAAAUACAGGAAGGAAGAAAGUAAGUAAAUAUUUCGCCACACCGAACCCUGAAAACACUAUUAAAUCAAUCCCGGAUGAAGAUUUCAAGCCGGAAAAGGCUUCAACAAAAAGAAAGAAACAGAAAGUGGACGUGGAUGACACAUCUGAGAUAGAAGUUCCAUCCCCCAAGAAGCUUCACAAAGAUGAUACAAAUGUAACUAAGGAGAAGAGUAAGACUGCUCAUAAAAAAGAUGAUGGAAUAUCAGGAGAUUACUCAGAUGGGUCUAAUUUCGGGAGCCGUGGCAUUGGUGGUAAUUUGUCUGCAAAAAAUGAAAAUGAAAAUCUUCCUCAGCGUGGUGGCAGAGGUGGAGUUGGCAGAGGCGGAGGUGGAAGCGAUGGUGGAGGUAGAGGCCGAGGAGGUGGGAGAGGUGCUUUUGGUAACUUCGGGGAAAGAGCUGCUCCCCCGCAUAAAGGUGAAAAGGAGGUUCCGGAAGGUGCUGAAAACUGCUUGCAGGGUUUGACCUUUGUAAUAAGUGGGACUCUUGAUAGUUUAGAGAGGGAGGAAGCAGAAGAUCUGAUCAAGCGCCAUGGUGGCAGAGUUACUGGGUCGGUCAGCAAGAAAACGAGUUAUUUACUGGCUGAUGAAGAUGUUGGAGGCCGUAAAUCUGAGAAAGCAAAGGAGCUUGGAACACCUUUUCUUUCUGAAGAUGCUCUGUUUGACAUGAUCCAUAAGUCGAAACCUACAAAGUCGACUGGCAAGGAAAAUCUGCAGAAGAAAGACCAGAAAGAUAUUAAAGUUGCUGAGUAUACGAGUGGUAUUAUGCCAAAAAUUGGGGAAAAAGGUCAAAUCAACAAGGAUUUUGGCAGGAAAACAAGUGAAAAAUGUUUGCAGCCCGAGGUUCCAGACAGGAAAAUAAGUGCAAAUGUUAAAGGAAAUACAGAAAUAUGGACAGAGAAGUAUCGGCCAAAGACUCCUAAUGAUAUAAUUGGGAAUCAAUCCAUUGUAUGUAUCAUUCUUGAUGUCUUAGUGAAACAGUUACAUGAUUGGCUGGCACAUUGGGAUGAACAACAUCUAAAUGUUGAGAAUAAGGGAACUAAAAGCAAAAAACGCGGUAGUGGUAGCAAUAGUGACAUCUCAAAAAAGGCAGUGCUGUUAAGUGGGACGCCUGGUAUUGGGAAGACAACUUCUGCAAGAUUGAUAAGUCAGAUGCUUGGUUUCACAACGAUUGAGGUUAAUGCUAGUGACAGUCGUGGGAAGGCUGAUGCUAAGAUAGAAAGAGGCAUUGGAGGGAGCACAUCAAAUUCAGUAAAGGAGUUAAUCAACAAUGAAGCUUUGAAUUUUGGCCACUCAAAUAGUUCAAGGUGUCAGAAAUUUGUUUUAAUUAUGGACGAGGUUGAUGGCAUGUCUGGAGGAGAUAGGGGAGGAGUAACAGAUCUUAUAUCCAGCAUUAAAAUGAGCAAGAUACCCAUAAUUUGCAUUUGUAAUGAUCGCUACAAUCAAAAAUUGAAAAGUCUUGUCAACUACUGCCUUGCUUUGAAUUUUAGGAAGCCAACAAAGCAACAGAUGGCUAAAAGGUUGCAUCAAAUUGCAGAAUUGGAGGGUGUUCAGGUUGAUGAGAUAGCACUCGAGGAACUUGGCGAGCGUGUCCAUGGAGAUAUGCGGAUGGCAAUAAAUCAACUGCAAUACAUGAGCCUCUCAUCUUCUGUCCUUAAAUAUGCUGAUAUGAAAGCUCGUUUGCAGAGUAAUGCAAAAGAUGAAGAUGUUACACCAUUUACAGCUGUGGACAAGUUACUUGGAUAUGAAGGAGGUAGACUAAGACUUGAUGAAAGAAUGGAUUUUUGCAUGACAGAUCCAGAUCUCAUUCCUCUUAUUAUUCAGGAGAACUAUUUAAAUUAUAGGCCAAGUGCUGCAAGUCGUGAUGUAGAUGGUACACUUCGGAUGGACUUAAUUGCCCGUGCAGCAGAGUCUAUUGCAGAUGGAGAUAUAGUAAAUGUACAGAUUCGUAGGUAUCGCCAGUGGCAGCAUUCUCAAAUGGGUGCCUUUGCAUCAUCUAUCAUCCCUGCAGCUUUUAUGCAUGGUCAGAGAGAGGUCCUUGUGCAGGGAGAACGCAAUUUUAAUAGGUUUGGAGGAUGGUUAGGGAAAAAUUCAACCUGGGGCAAGAACUAUAGACUGCUGGAGGCUGUACAUGUUCAUGUUCUUGCAUCACGUAUCAGUGAGCCAACCAGAGAAGCUCUACGGAUGGACUACCUGCCAGUUUUCUUGUUGAAAUUAACUAACCCUCUGCGGACAUUGCCUAAGGAGGAGGGAGUACAAACUGUUGUAAAGUUCAUGGAUGAGUACUCUAUAAAUCAAGAAGAUGUAGACACAAUAGUAGAUUUAUGCAAAUUCCAGGGUCGUCCCAAUCCUUAUGAUGGGGUACCUCCUGCAGUUAAAUCAGCCUUGACAAAAGCAUAUAAACAACAUGAGCAGGGCCAUCGUGUUCGGGCAGCUGAUCUACUUCCAUCUGUUCUCAUUCCUGGUCAAAAGAAAACACCGAAGUCAAAACGAGUCGCUUCUCUUUUGACAGAAGUUGAAGAUGAUUUUGUUUUACAGAAUAACGGUGAUAAUGUUGAAGAGGAGGAAGAACCUGUUGAUGAAGAAGUCUCAGAAGUUUCAGCCCACAGCAACGGAAGUUUACACUUGAGCCUUCAAGAAAACAAACCAAAAGGAGUCGAGAUACAAUUAGAUAUAAAGAACAAAGAGGUGUUAAGAGGAAAUCCAUCCAAGGCAAACCAAUCUAAAUCUCAUGCUGAAAAGGAAAAGCCAACUUCUGGGACAAAAAAUGUUAAGAGGAAAAGAUAACUUAAUCAAUUGUUUCAUAUUUUUGUUUGGUCCUGCAGAUGACACAUGCAAAUGAUGUAAAUCCUUGGAGUGAACUUGGUUAGUGCAGUUGUUUUAUGUUUUGGAAAGGCAUAUAUAAUUAGUCUUGGAGUAAAGUUUCUAUGUAAGUGCUUUUUGCAUUUGAAAAAAAAUUGAUGGUGGAGCUAUGAUACCCACAGAUUUGUUAUAUGUAUCCAAGUAUACGAUGCUAGUUUCUGAGAAUUGUCUUGGCUAGAUUAUAUUCUAUGGUCAGCUGUAAUUUUAUUUCAUGUUUAUGCUAAUAGUAAAAGAACUCUUUGGAAGGUUGCGGUU